AUGACGUCAAUAAAACCGUUCAAAAUGGAGGAUCUCUUCGAGAUCAGUUCAGUGAAUUUGGAUCCGUUCACAGAAAAUUUCAAUCUUCUGUUUUACUCGCAGUACGUCUGUGAAUGGCCCCAACUUUUCUUCAAGUCUGUAGAGCCUGCCAGCCACGGCCACGAGAUCAGUGGCUACAUGAUGGGCAAGACAGAAGGUCAACUAAGCAAAAAAGAAUGGCAUACACAUAUUACUGCCGUCACCGUUAGCAGAGAUUACCGGAGAAUUGGGUUGGCAUCUGAUUUGUGCAGACAUCUCGAGAGAAUCACUGCUGUGAAGCCAUACGAGGCUCUCUUCGUAGAUCUAUUUGUUAAAGUCACCAAUAGCACAGCCCGCCAGUUGUAUGAGAAGUUGGGGUAUUCAGUAUACAGAAGAGUCAUUGGCUACUACGGGUCGGUGUACCCUGAAGAUCGAAAUAAGGUGGAUGACGAGAUCGAUGCAUUCGACAUGAGAAAGGCACUUCCGAUGGAUGUCAAGAAUGAGACAGUACGUGAAAAUGGCGACAAGGUAUAUGUUUUACCACAGGAGAUAGCAUUUUGA
Molecule: messenger RNA, 579 nt
Organism: Sungouiella intermedia
Lineage: Eukaryota; Fungi; Ascomycota; Pichiomycetes; Serinales; Metschnikowiaceae
Source: the annotation of a GenBank genome assembly